GCAAAUGACAUUUUCCUGCAAAGCCGCGCCGGAGCCAAUCGCUCCCCGCACCGUGCAGCCAAUGGAUGCCGGGCUCUUCCAGCCCCUGCCAGCGGCUCCGCGGCUGGAGGGCCUUGGACCAGCUGUGCCAGCGGCGUUCCUGCCCGCAGCCCUUUGCGGGGGUGCCUGGCAUCCCUGCUCCUCCUUCUCCCGGGAAUAACGCUGCCGCUGGGAGCGCUCGGGGUGCCGCGGCCGCUGCGGGGAGCGCGCCGGUGAUUGGGGUAAUUUGGGUGGUUAAUUUGGGUCUCCCUUCAGCACUGCCACGGCCUCCUACCCAGCAGAGCUGCUCCCCAGAGCCAGAGGGAUGGUGGUAGUCACGGGGCAGAACAAAGUGAGUGCCACCCCGGACGAUGCCAUGUCGAGCUCGGAUGCAGAGGAUGAUUUCCAAGAGCCGGCCACUCCCACCGCCAGCCAGGCAGGACAAGCGCUACCUCUGCUGCCUCAGCAGACUGUCCACGCUGCGCAGGUACGAGGACACCAUGCUGGCAGCCAUGUUCAGUGGCAGGCACUACAUCCCCACGGACGCUGAGGGCAGGUACUUCAUCGACAGGGAUGGCACCUACUUCGGAGACAUACUAAACUUCCUACGAUCUGGUGACCUGCCCCCCCGAGAGCGAGUGAGGUCAGUGUACAAGGAAGCUCAGUAUUAUUCCAUAGGACCCUUGCUAGACAAUCUAGAGGAUAUCCAGCCUCUUAAAGGAGAAAAAGUUAGACAAGCUUUCCUGGGCCUAAUGCCAUAUUACAAAGACCACUUGGAGCGGAUAAUUGAGAUAGCCAAGCUGCGAGCCAUGCAGAGGAAGGCCAGGUUUGCCAAGCUGAAGGUGUGCGUGUUCAAGGAGGAGAUGCCCAUCACUCCCUACGAGUGCCCCCACUUCAACUCGCUGCGCUUCGAGCGCAGCGAGAGCGAGACCAAGCUCUUUGAGCACCACUGCGAGGUGGACGUGUCCUUCGGGCCCUGGGAGGCCGUGGCCGAUGUCUACGACCUCCUGCACUGCAUCGUCACCGACCUGUCCGCCCGCGGCAUCACCGUGGACCACCAGUGCAUCGGCGUGUGCGACAAGCACCUCAUCAACCACUACUACUGCAAGCGCCCCAUCUACGAGUUCAAGAUCACCUGGUGGUGAGUGGGGGCUGAGGAAAGAUCAAAGGACUCCCAGAGGGCAAAUGUUCUUCCAAGGUCGCCUGGAGGUGAGUUGUGGCUGAGCAAAGGGAUGAACGGACUUCUAGAGGACAAACGUUCUUUCGAGAUCGCCUGGUGGUGGCACAUCGAGGACUUCUAGAGGACAAACGUUCUUUUGAGGUCGCCUGGUGGUGGCACAUCGAGGACUUCUAGAGGACAAACGUUCUUUCGAGAUCGCCUGGUGGUGGCACAUCGAGGACUUCUAGAGGACAAACGUUCUUUCGAGAUCGCCUGGUGGUGAGUUGUGGCUGAGCGAGGGGAUGAAAGGGCUCCCCGAGGAUAAAUGUUCUUUCAAGAUCACCUUGUGGUGGCACAUCGAGGGGUGAGAGGACUUCUAGAGGACAACUGUUCUUUCAGGAUCACCUGGUGGUGAGUGUGGUGGCACUUAAAGGACACGUGUUCUUGGCAGUUGCCUUGCUGCUCACAUUCCUUGGGAUCAGCCUGCUGGCAGGGGUUGGGAAAACCUCUGGAAACGUGAAAAAGCAGCCUGAAAUCAGACUGUUGGCUCAGGUACCUUAACGAGGCACAAAACAAAAUCACCUCAUGCAAAGGAUGGAGGGGAGUGGCGGAACAUCUGCUAAAAGGUGCCACCGACCGCGUGGCUUCGGGAUGGAAUUGCAGAUUUUUCCUGCAUUUUGGGAAUCUGGGGUGCUACUAAAGCUGACAUUUGAGUUUUACCCUCUUAGAAAUGUUUUCGUUCCUCCUUCAGCUUUAUAAAGUUUGAGUCACACCCAGCACAAAGAUUCUGGAAAUGUCAUUUUGAUGUACUAGGUACUUAAAAUAAAAAAAUGGAGUAUUCCUUAUAUAUUAUUAAUUGUUGUCAGGGUUAAGCUGUAUUUUCUUUUUUAAUUAAGAAUCAACGUUGUGAAUUAUAAUGUUGUACUUCAAUUAUUUCUGUUGUUAUCAAAAGGAUAGCAGAUCUGGAAUAUAUUCCUUAAUGCUUUUAGGAAUAAUAACUGUUCAUGGAAGACUUGUGCCUGUUUUUAGCCUUAGAAAUUUUAAAUGUUUACAAUAUCUACAAAAAAAAAAAAAAAGCUCUUUAGAAUCAGGUCAUUUACAAAGGCUUUUGGUAAAUGAGAAAACCCUGUCUGUAUGUUCCUAUUAGCAGUAGUAAGAGAAUAUUUAAUGUAUAUUAUUUUAUUAUUGACUCUUUUUACAUUCUGUGAUAUUAAACUUUAUUUUAGACUUAAAGUCAGAUGAUAUUAGACAAGUUUUUUUUUGCUAAUGCAUAUUUUUCUGUGCUGCUAUAGCUUUUCUUGCCACCUUAUCAUCUACAAAACCACUUUUCCACCCUCACACUCCCAAAUCCCUGUGUUUGUGAGCAGUAAAUGGUCUCCUGUCCAUUUGAAUAUUGGAGGAAUGGUGGGACAGUUGAAGGAUAUUUAUUUAAAAUUAGAAUUGUUAACUAUUUUUUACAUUGCUGUGUGUGAACAAAAACAUGACAAGACCAAUGUUUUUAACAUUCCCUUUAUAUCCUUUGUGAAGUGGUUUUUAACAGGGAGCAAAGGGAGCUCUCAUAUGAAGUGAGAUGGCCAAUUCCACAGCACAUGAAAUGUUUCUGCAUCUGUUUUAUCCUUGUGAAAUAGGAAGGGAAAAAAAGAAAAUAAUAAUAGGAAAAUUAAAAAAAAAAAAAAGGAAAAUAACCCUUAUGAAGCACUCAAAAAUGACAUGAAAAGGUGUUUAUGUACAGCAGCCACUUAAUGGCUGCUGAGCUCAAGAGUUUAAAAAAAUAUCUAAAAAUAACUUUUGGACUUGGUGUAGACUUUUAACUUGAAUACUCAAUAUUCUGCACAGGGAUCUGAAAUAUUCCUUGCUGACCUUCCAUCCUCCUCAGAGGAAAGUGAAGGUGCUGCCAGCUUUGGUCUGGGAAGCCUUUGUGCCAUACACAGAUCCUCUGUGGUCCUUGUGGGGCAUGGGCUGGAUUUUUAAUUUUUAUUUUAACCUAUAAUGAGGGAUCAGUUUGUUUUUUUUUUUUUUUUCCCUAAAAAGCUAAUUACUGAUAUAAUUAAAGGUUUUGUAGCUUCAUGUGGAAUUUGCAAGCCUUGGGAGCCCUCGUUGCCAGGUUUACCCUCACUGCUCAUUGUUUGGAGGUGACAGGGGACAUGAUGAGGGGGAUGAUGGAAGUGGCAGCAGGGAAGAAUUCCUGUCAGAGCUGCUUGUUCCCAUUGCAGAGCUGUUCUUGGUGUUUGGUCUCAGCUCUUGUGCUGUGAGGCACAGAACAUCCACCCCAUUUGUGUGAGCCCUCCACUGCUCUCCCAUUUGUGAGUAAAUCCAUCGUGCUGUGGUUCUGGGAGAUCAGAGGGUGGGAGAACCCAGUGGCUGUGGAUUGCAGCAGUGACAGGUGAGUCCUCAGGGUCACACUGCUUCAAUCUGCUUUACAGCACCUUGAUGGCACAGAUGGAUCUCUCUUUUCUGCAUGGCAAAGCAGAGUGGUCACUUGGGACACAACUGCCUGGCAGGUAAGGGCAGAUUUCAAAGCAGACACCACAAAAAAAUGAUCCCUUAACUCAUUCUAAACUCUGGGAUCUUCUUUCACUUCUUUUACUUCUUUCAAUUCUCUCACUUCUUUUGAUGACUGCUUUACCCUGGACAAUUUAUAGACCCCACUGGCUUUAAGUUGUGGUUGGCAUUACUGAGCCCUGAAAAUGUUUUUAGGUUUUCACACAGAGGACCCAAGAUAGUUGUAAAUUUUGGGCUAUUAAAAAAAAAAAAAAACCCUCCAGUCUUUCAUUAUCUUUCUGCAAAUAACCUGAUUUCAGAGGAUAAUUCUGUUCUGUUACUAUCUCCUGUAUAUAAUUCUCUAACUGGAAAUCACUUUCCAGAACAGCAGUUCAUAGUCAUUUUACUUACACAAGCUUAGUAUAAGUUUACCUCCACUUUCACUGUGACUUUUAUAAAUGGAUUUUGUUUUGCUGAAUUAUAAAUUGUAUGUGUCUAUGCAUUGUAACCCGUAAUGCCUUUGAAAAUCCAGCCUGGAUGCUAAUGAUCAGGGUUUGGAAUUAUCUCCAAAUGUGUUUUGUUAGUAAUUAUGUUGAUGUGUGAUAUUCAAUACUGUGAGUACUGCAGUAUAUUAUUUCUUAAUACUUUUGACUUUUCAGUUCAGGUAAUAUAUAGUCUGUAUGUUUUUUAUUUCAAACACAUAGAACAAAAUGCGGAUAUAAAGGUUGUGUUGUGCAAUAAAAGAUUAUGAUACUGAAACCUUGGAAUUCUGGCUCAUCUGGUCUGCAGCCACUGCAGUGUUUUUCCUCACUUUCCCUGAUAUUUGAGUGUGCUUUGCCUGACUGCAAAUGAAAAUUAAGCCAGGAAU
Messenger RNA from Vidua chalybeata, 4526 nucleotides. RefSeq names its product potassium channel tetramerization domain containing 7 (gene KCTD7). Gene Ontology annotation, molecular function: protein binding. Bases 390 to 1163 code for a protein of 257 amino acids. The record is from RefSeq and is a predicted model, not a curated record. Gene Ontology annotation, biological process: protein homooligomerization. The transcript is spliced from 4 exons. NCBI's taxonomy places the organism in Eukaryota, Metazoa, Chordata, Aves, Passeriformes, Viduidae.